Toxoplasma gondii ME49 is the source of this 1016-nucleotide messenger RNA. RefSeq names its product mitochondrial ribosomal protein s6-2, putative. The transcript has 2 exons. NCBI's taxonomy places the organism in Eukaryota, Apicomplexa, Conoidasida, Eucoccidiorida, Sarcocystidae. The coding region runs from base 454 to 945 and encodes 163 amino acids. Gene Ontology annotation, cellular component: ribosome. The record is from RefSeq and is a predicted model, not a curated record. Gene Ontology annotation, molecular function: small ribosomal subunit rRNA binding; structural constituent of ribosome. Gene Ontology annotation, biological process: translation.
ACUUGAUCUGCAUGCAACAUGAAACGAUGGUUCCUCGCCAACGCUCGGGUGAUCCAUCUGCCCAACAGAGUAAAAUACAGUGGAGUACCUACUAUAACGCGCCAUUUCUUUCCUCCUUGCCCCUCGUGGUCCUGACAACCUGAAACGGACGAUCAGGCCACAAGGCUGAGAGUUUGCGUCGCCGGGCAGGUUCUUGUGUUGUAUGCAGACAUAAUUAUACUCGGUUGAGAGUACAGUCUGAACUCUUUGGAUCAUCUCUUCUCUUUUCGGCCCACAAAAAGAAUUUGAUCACAAAUAGCGUGUGAAUGCCACGUCAGGUUGGUUCCUGAAUCUUCUGAUUUAUUCCGACUCGACAAGACUGUAUGGAGAUGCAUACUGCAAUUCAUCGUCAUUGCCAACCAUAGCAGCCGCUUAUCUUGAUUCACCAAGCGAGGAGAUCUUUACCAGGCACUCAUGGGCAAAUGGCGGUGGCCGCCUGCUGCCACUGUGCGCGCCCUCGCCUCAUUUUUUUGUUGCGCAGUUUCUAGUAGAACUUUGCUAAGAUUUUGGUUCAGUCACUGCAAGAUCUUGUCACUUGUGAAGAACCGAAAGUACAUGAUGGUGUUUUACGAGACAUUUGUGCUUUUUUCCAAGCGCGUUCAACGCGCUGACAUUCGUCAACUACUGAAGCAGCAAGAGGCCCUGAUUACCAAGCACCACGGCAGCAUGCUUGCCGUUCGCGACCUCGGCUGGCGAAAAACCGCCUUCAGAGUUAUCAAGCCGCGCCAAGGCAUCUUCUGGUUUGGGCGCCUUUUCUACUUCUCGUUUGGAGCGAACCCUGCGGCCAUUACCGAGAUGUCUCAAUCUCUUCAGUCAACCAAUGGUGUCUUAAGGCAUGCGACAGUACGCAUGAAGAAACGGCAUAACUUGAUGACGUACAACCACCACAUCCACGCCAGAGACUGAGGCGAACGGAUUGCGCAUUGUACACAAAAAGUACGGUCUUAUGAUGACAAAACGCCUCUUGUCGACUUAUU